This is a messenger RNA of Patiria miniata (bat star), 3961 nucleotides long. RefSeq names its product schlafen family member 9-like. The transcript has 4 exons. Lineage: Eukaryota; Metazoa; Echinodermata; Asteroidea; Valvatida; Asterinidae. The coding region runs from base 38 to 3532 and encodes 1164 amino acids. The record is from RefSeq and is a predicted model, not a curated record.
GAUCCUGUUUUGGUUUCGAUCUGCCAAUCCCGACUGCAUGAGCGUGUGGUGUAACAUGGCUUCUGCGGACAAGUUUACUGGUGAGGAAAGCACCAUGAAUAUUCAUAUCAUGAAUUCUGUGACGAAAACAAAAGAUGGAGCAGCGCAGAGGAAACUGGAGAGUGGAGAGAUUGUGCGCAUGGUGUGCGCUGCGCUCAACUCGGACCGCAGGGAAGUCAUCACAUUGAGGAAUGUGCACCGAGAUCAUCCGGAUGUAGAGCAGAAACAUCUGGACGAAUGGAGGAAGCAAAUCGAGCAGGAACUCCUGAAGAAUCUUCGACCUCCUCAAUGGAGGGAAUGCUUUGAUUUCUGCAGUCAGCCUGCUGAUGCAGAGUUUCUGUAUUGUUACGUCACUCCAAGCCGCCGACCAGCCACCGUGAACUACAACCUUCGCUUGCCGACAGAUACAAGCACGGAGCUUGUGCAAGAUUACCACCUGGUGGAAGCCAUCCUAUCGAGAGAGGAGGACAGCACAGCGACUCGUCCCUUCUUUGACUUCGAUGAUCACUUACCGAAAGCUAAGGUUGUGGAAUUGCAAAGGGGGGCCGCUUUGGCUGUCGAUGACAAUUCGCAGAGCAGCAGACAUCAUUUUCGUGGACUGUUGGACCUCAAAAAGGGGGAUAUUGUCGGGAUACCUGAAUCCAAGAUGGUCCAAUACAAGAAGCUGAAGGACGGGAUGGCGCUGGCGGCUAACAUUGAAAAGCAUGUUUCUGAUUACUUUGGCGCCUUUGCAAAUCAUGAAGGCGGCUGUGUCAUCAUAGGUGUGGAAGACAAUCAGUGUCAAGUUGUCGGCCAGGUGAUCUCUAAUGAAGCUAAGACGGAAAUCGAGCGAUGUCUUGAUUGCUGUGCCAAGCGGAAAACAUGGGGGAGAUUAAAUGAGCAACCAAUUCGAGGGAAGCACUGGGAUGUCUAUUUCCAUUCUCUGGAAGGAGACUUGCAUCUUGUCGAGGUUCGAAUCAACCCGUUUUGCGGAGGAGUGUUUCAGAAGGAGCCUGAAUCAUAUACCUUUGGAGUCAAUGAUAAGGGGAAGAGGGUGAUAAGGAAGAUGAAGUUUCAAGAGUGGGUGGAAGCCAUGUUGAGAGACAAGAUAGCAGAGCAACGACGAAGUGACGAAAUGCGAGAGAAGUUUGAAAUGCUGAGCACUCACAUAUCUGGCGGGUGCAAAGUGUUUGCUUUGAAAAGCUCACACAGGGACAUACGAGAACGAAUGUUUCCAAUAAAGGAAGGCCUACACAUUUGGCCGGAGAACUACAUCAGUUUGGUGUCUUACACUGGGACUAGCGUACUCCAGAAUAUCACCACUUCCUUGAAAGACAGGUUCGCAAGUACCAAGGGAGUAUGUGUUGUGUCGCAAUGUAUACUGGCCGACAUUGGCAUUCACAGACCUGGAUGCGCCAAAGAGGUCAUGUGCGACAUUGUAGUCUUCACAGAAACAGACACUCCUUUUCUGGUGACCGUAGGGUCAGCAGGAAUAGGUUUGCAGGAAUACUCCGAGAAGGCGUCCACGGAGCUUGAAGAAUGUCUCACAAAGCAUGGCGGAGAAGGCCGUUUCUUCGUCAAGAGCUGCUGCCUUGAUUUGGAGACGGACCCUGACUGUAUUCCCGGCAUUAUCGAGAGCAUCCGGUGUCACACACCCGCGAACAAGCCAGCGAGCUACCACCAAAUGCACUUCAAGAAGCUGCAAUCCUUAGUCAGCGCCCUCGUUGUCGCCGUGGCUUCGUUCACGCCGGAGACCUAUUUGUACAUGCGGGACCUGAUGGGAGUCCAGGUGAUGAACCUCUUGACUCCAUCUCAGCUCCAAGCUCUGACUUUGUGCAAUGAGGUUCCUCAUGUGUACAUCCAGGGCUAUCCAGGUACUGGGAAAACAGUCAUUGGCAUCGAGAGAGCCAAGCGCCUCCGUCUCGGUGGGGCUGAAGUAGAGCAGAUCUUGUACAUACCGUCGAAUGUACAGAUGGCCAAGUAUGUGAGAGAAUUGGUUUUUCCGAAGAGCUCAACUCUUUGUGGGGAGAAAAUAUGUCUCUCGGUUGCAUUCGACGACAUUGUGUGGAAGAUUAAAGAUGGAACGUUGCCUGAAUCCGUCAAAUAUCUCAUCUUAGACGACACACAAAACUUUCUGAACAGGAGGGAUGUUCCUCCUAGCAACGUGGAGGAAGACACUAAGAAUCUAACCACGGACAUGCGUGUGGCUGUGCGAGAAAUAGAUAAAACGUUUUUUAUAAAGUGCUUCCAAAUCGACUGGCUGGAGUGUCUGUGUAUCUGGCUAAGAAAGAAGCCAGAAUGCAGGAUGGUGGUCAUCUCUGACGAAUCGCAGAGCGUCGAGCAAUUGCACUACUACCAGACUUUAAGGGAGUUUAUGCGUGAGUCCAACGGUAAGACUGUGACUCUCAACGUGGUGAUACGAAAUUCCGAGGAGAUAACGAACUUCUUUCAAAAGUUCGUCUCCACGGAGUGUUACGGCGUGUUGCCCACGACGGCGCACGAUUUCAAGGGUGAACGGCCGGUGAUGAGGGCCACGCCGUUGUCGCCCGAAUCGCUGAGAGCCACUGUAAAAAAAUACACGAACAUGGGAUACAGUCCUGGUGAGAUUACACUCAUUCGGCACGAUGUAGAUGACGACAAAGCAUCACUGAGCAGCCUCAUGACAACCUCUGUGCAAAAGGAAUGCAUGAGGUUGUACCGAGACAUAGAUGAACAGUUGAAAGAAGGUGGCAUUGAGAACAAUGGCGUGCCUGGUCCCCAGGUGCUUCAUGCUGUGCUGUUCUUUUGCCUUCUGACCAAAGAGCUGCUAUCGGAUCAAGGCUCCGCCUUUAAGAUCAGUUUGGCAGACCCUUGUUUUGUUGGAGAGGACACGGCCACGCCCCCUCUCUUCCUGCGUCGAAUUCGUUCUGACAAAGGCAGAUAUGAUGCACCCGUCAGAAACACAGUUGUAUGCAUGUUUCAAGAAAAGUGGCAAUAUCUGUGCGAACUUUACAAGAAUUUUGUACAGAGUGGUCGACCUGUCUCGGGGGUUCCAUCAGAGAUAGGUAUUCUGAUAGAUCGUAAAAUGAGGCUCUCGGGGUACGGAGAAACCAAGGGGACAAAUCUCCAGAAGCUGUACGCAGUUUCCGAGUUCCUUCUGGGACCUGUAACAGUUCCCGAGCACAUCUUCCGUAUCAUCGAUGUCCAGCAUGCUGGCGUCUACAGGCUGAUCAUUUUCCAUCUUCUUCCGAACGUCCACGCCAUUCACGGAACGCAUGAAGUGCCUGCACGCGGCCAGUGCGUGCGCAUUGAGGGUUUAGAAAGUUUCGCUGGCCGGGAGAACCAGGUGGUUAUUGGCAUAAUGCCAAAUGAAGGUACUCUCCAGAAGUACACGAUGAAGACCUACGUCUUAGCCCUGGCAUCUAGGGCGCGAACCAAGCUAGAAUUCCUCAGCGUUGGUGCCGAUCUUGUGCUCAAUAUGUGUACUGACACGAAUUUGCUUGAAACAGUCCGAAAGUAUUACGUCAAUGAAUGAUAAGUAUAAGAACAAGGAAACCUGAAUUCGUUAAAUGUCAUCCAACAAGUUUCACACGAUAAAGUUAUUAAUGCUUAAUUGCGCAAUUUCCAGAUAAAACUGAUCAAAGGCGCCUUACAAUCAAAAUUAAAGACUGUAUAAAGUGGAUCAACUAUCAUCAAUACAAACUUAGGUUAUGAAUACGAUUCCUUCGGCAUUAUUCAUACUAACAUUAAGAAUGCUGCAAACUUAAGUUAUGAAAGUCUUUGAUCAGUUAAAUAACAAGAUGUUGGUACCAUGUAAGCGUCAGGGACGAAUGGGUGAUGGGAUGUCCAAAAGCAUGGCAAGGUCUGCUCUGCUUUCUCGGCACAGUCUGUCAGUGGGCGAUUUGGAUAACAAGUAACAAUACGUGAAUAAAAAUUAGCCCAGACUAUGUAUUUCACAAAGAUU